Lagenorhynchus albirostris (white-beaked dolphin) is the source of this 1923-nucleotide messenger RNA. It is a transcript of the gene UBL4B, whose product is annotated as ubiquitin like 4B. The record is from RefSeq and is a predicted model, not a curated record. Bases 1048 to 1548 code for a protein of 166 amino acids. The transcript has a single exon. Gene Ontology annotation, molecular function: protein binding. NCBI's taxonomy places the organism in Eukaryota, Metazoa, Chordata, Mammalia, Artiodactyla, Delphinidae.
UUUCAUAGCUACUAGCUUGAAAGCUAUGUCUAGCUUCAUAGCUACUUAUUUGUCCUGGCAUCUCCCUCGGGUUGUCCCAUUCUUUUGGAUGAGUAGGUUUUAACUGGGACAGGAGAGAAUUCUUUUUGAGUGGGGGAUGGGGGGGAAUGGGGAGAGCUGAAGGUGCUGCCAGCACCUGCAAGUCUCUGCCCAAGGGUCUUCUCUGGUCAUGGGAGCCUGCUCUGCACGCAUUCAGACCACGAGUGCCAAGGAGUUAGUACCCCACUGACCAAAGGCAGGACCGAGAACACAAGGAUCCAGCCUCUUUGCUUCCCCGGCAGCAUGGCAGGUGUAUUCCACGAGGCCUCCCAGAGCGCCUGGCGGGACUGAGGGCUCCCAGGUGACCGCAAAGGCAAUCUGCUCACUGAUGCAAUGGGGGCUGCCCCACCCCCCAUCGACUUGCUUUCUCGCCCACCUGCUGGCACAUCCUGAGGUCACCUGCCAACUAAAUACAUGCACGGGAAUCCCUGUCUUUGUGUCUGGGAAACCCAAUCCAAGAGAGCGUGUCAAGUGCGUGAUAGAAAGACACUUGAUAAAUUAGGGCAGAAAGUAUCUAUUGUGAUACGAUCUCUCCCCAGGAACAGGUCCGGCAGAAAGGGCACCCAAUAUAUAGUGCUGAAUGAGUCAAUAUGGACAUGUUUCCUUCUGCCACCCUGUCCUUUGGGCCCUCCCAUUCCCCCUCCUGCUCUCCUUUCUCCUAGCCCUGUGUUUUCUUUCCUGACCCUCCUUUUCUCCUCUUCUCCUCUCCUUUCUCCUCUCAUGGAGGAAGGAUGUUCUGUGUCCCAAAUCCCCCUCUGACUUCCCUGACAUCCCGCUCUGCAAAUGAGCCUUCUGGCAGGCAGCAUUGUGACAUCACCGUGCAUUGGCCAAUGGCUGUCUUCCUGGGCCGGGGCCUCCUGGGACCACCGCCCUCCAUUGAUAAGGAGAAGCCACCUUCUCCUGCAGAGCCCCUUAACCCUCAGGACAGCCGCUGGAGCAUGAAUCCCUCCUGAUUCCGCCAUCGGCCCGAUGUUCCUCACGGUCCAGCUGCUCCUGGGCCAGAGAUGUAGCCUGAAGGUGUCGGGGCGACAGAGCGUGGCCAUGCCGAAGAAGCUGGUGUCCGAGCGGCUGCGGGCACCUGAGGAGCAGCGGCACCUGCUCUUCCGCGGCCAGCUUCUGGCGGAUGACAAGCAUCUCUCCGACUACUGCAUUGGGCCCAAUGCCUCCACCAAUGUCAUUGUGCGGCCCCUGGAGAAGACGGUGCCCGAGGAGGCCCACCAGCCCCAGCCCCUGUGGCACCACCUGGGCCAGGUCCUAGCCAAACACUUUGGGCCCCAGGACACCGAGGCAGUGCUGCAGUUGCUGAGGCGGGAGCACAAGGAACGCCUGCAGAGGAUAAGCCUGGGGGAGCUGGAGCGGCUGGCGCACCACCUCCUGAGCGAGGAGCCGCUCACGGAGCCCACGGGGGAGAGGGACCCUGAGGUUCAGAGACCCGGAGACAAGGAGGGAGAGGAGGAGGCCAAGCAGUAAACCGGCCAUCCUACUCGUUUGCACGCUCAAAUUCGCCCAGCCUCAUCCUUAAGUGCUCCCUGGUGACUCCCCACUAGUUCCUGCUGAUGUACGGGCAUCUUCACCCCUUUCUGAAAUUUCAAAGUAACUGGAGGGAUUUUGGACCCCUGUCUCCUCUCUUGGGCCUGUGGUUUCCCCUCUGAAACACAGAAUGAUCCCCUCCCCAUCACCAUCCCCUAGAAGGGGCUCUGAUUGCCCCAUGGGCAGCCUGAAAGGGGGCGCUCAAAGGCUGCUUCCCCCUUGUAGGCUGCACACUGCCUCCUGGGCAGCUGUAUGCCCAGCAGCAAGCCAGGCUGUCAGCACACCUCUGUGGCUCUAAACAGACCCUCUUUCUCC